CUUCACUUCGUUCUACCGCAGGCCGGUGAUUCUCUGAUACCCAUUCUUCCGCAAUUCCACUCCCUUGAACCUUUCUCAACCAUCACCGUACAACCAUUCACACGUUCACCCAUAACAUCAACAUGCGUUUCGCCCUCGCCAUCUUCUCCCUCGCCACCCUGGCGCUCGCCGCCCCCAGCCCUCAAAACGCCAACCGCCCCGUACCAACUGGCAACUGCUGCGUUGCAAAUACAUCUCUGAAGCAGGACGUCUGCUUCGUCAAUGGCCAGAGCGGACGCUGUGUACCAUCUGCCUCUCGAGGAUGUGGCGGACAGUUGACCUGCAUCGAGGAUAGCAGGUUGACUUGCAAUCAGAAUCAGUUGGAGAGGGGAAGACCACUUUGCAGGCUGCAGGGAGAGAACAUUCCUUAG
Westerdykella ornata is the source of this 410-nucleotide messenger RNA. RefSeq lists its product as uncharacterized. The coding region runs from base 123 to 410 and encodes 95 amino acids. The transcript has 2 exons. Lineage: Eukaryota; Fungi; Ascomycota; Dothideomycetes; Pleosporales; Sporormiaceae. The record is from RefSeq and is a predicted model, not a curated record.